Saccostrea echinata is the source of this 764-nucleotide messenger RNA. RefSeq lists its product as uncharacterized. Bases 316 to 735 code for a protein of 139 amino acids. The record is from RefSeq and is a predicted model, not a curated record. The transcript has 3 exons. Lineage: Eukaryota; Metazoa; Mollusca; Bivalvia; Ostreida; Ostreidae.
UCAUAAGCCUGGGUUGUAUCUUGUUUUGUUUUCACUAUUAAAAGCGGUUAUCAGCGAGAAGGUGGGAUUUGUAGAACGUUUAAUAGGAUUCGGAAUGCCUACAAUUAGUCUUUAGCGAAUAAUUUCUGAUGAAAACUCGGUGAUAAGGUUAUUGGGAAAUGAUUAUUUUUUCUGAAAAGUAAACAAAUAUUUAGACGUGAUUGUUUAUUUAAGCGAUGCCAGAAAAAAUUAAAUUUAGAACUGUAAAUUCUGAAGAAGGGGAAAUUCAUUAAGUUUAAAGCUGUGCACGAGGGAAAAUGGCAUUAGAAAUGUAAAAUGGUGCGAUUUUAUAAGCAUUUUCUGACCUUCUGGAUUUUCUUGCAUGUAUCAGGGAUCUCGUUGGGUUUAAAGUGUUGGCACUGUAUUUCAAAGAACUGUGACUUAGAUCCCAGUGAAAAUUACAAAGCUGUGAAAAAAGAGUGCUCACCGGGACAGUAUUGUCAGAAAGUUUACUACUCUAUGUACAGUACAAUGGAUAACAGAAUUUAUGAUUCUACAGUGAGGGGUUGCGCAUGGAACUGUCUUCCCAAAAAUGAUUUCAAAAACUGUUCUUCCGAACUUCAUGGAUCACGUGGAUGUGUAACAAAGAACUGUUGUCGUGAUAGUGACCUAUGUAAUACGGGGCCACGCGUAUUGACGUCAUCAAAUAUGUUAUAUUUAAUUGUCAUAUUCAUUUUAUGGUGUUAUGUGACUUGAAAUGCUUAUUAUACUUUUAAGUUUUUGAA